Contarinia nasturtii (swede midge) is the source of this 1056-nucleotide messenger RNA. RefSeq lists its product as uncharacterized. The transcript is spliced from 5 exons. NCBI's taxonomy places the organism in Eukaryota, Metazoa, Arthropoda, Insecta, Diptera, Cecidomyiidae. Bases 251 to 958 code for a protein of 235 amino acids. The record is from RefSeq and is a predicted model, not a curated record.
AAAAAAAAUCAGAAUGAAGGUGUUGAUGAUUAUCUUCACCACCAAUUCUCCCUAUAUAAAGGCAUUGCAAUGACUGGAAACCAAACAGUAAUUGUGCUACAUUGAAUGAAUUAAUAUCGCCGAGUGACUCUUGCAGAAAAGUGUUAACUGAAAAUCAAGACAACAAUUGUGUGAAAUAGUUAAAGACAUUCGUCCAUAAAAGGAGUUCAAUUUUUUUUUGUUUCUAUGACUUAUGAAUAAUUAAGCAAAAAUGGAUCUAAACAGCAAUUUUGUGCGCAGAUAUCUUCUGAUACCAAUGGUUUUAUUGGCAUUGCAAUUAUUAUACCCUGUAACAUCGAACUCGGAACUUGAUAAGCAGCGUAGAUUGUUUAAUAAUAAAUUUGGCAGUAAUUGGGCUUUGGAAGCUCCGACACAGGAUGAAAAUCCCGCUGAUGACUAUGAAAGCAAAACCACCGGUCUACGUUUCUUAGCAGAAUUAUUCAAAUCACGGCAAAGACCGCCCAUUUCAAAUACAGAAUACGACCAAUACCUUGCGGAAGGAUCACAUUAUGAAAACGACAGAGAAAUUGAAUCGAGCAUUCCGUAUGGUGUUCAAAAUGUAUAUGACACUUCUGCAGGACGGCUUACGCGUUCCAAAAAUCAUCACAAAUCAACAUUCCAAUCAUUAUGCCCGAUCAAAAGAGAAACAAUAUUGUUGAAUAUGGAUAUAGAUUUUGAAUAUCGACCAGACUACUAUGAAGAAGUGCGGUGUGCAAAUGCAGUAAUGCAUAGUGAAAAUAAAAUUCAAGCGGCGGUAUGUAGUGAGGCUGGCUUCAGUUGUAUUCAACUAAAUGGUACGAUAUUUUUGACUCGACGAGCCCGAGGAGCCAAUUGCUGGGAAUCAGAAACUCGCACAGUGGCUGCUGGUUGUGAAUGUAUGUGGCCGAAACAUCAACUUGGAGACAUUGCUCAUCAUUAAUUAUAUUUAAAUUCAAAAAAAAUCCUCCGUAUUAUGUAUUAUUGCUAAACGAAAAAAAACCAACAUGAGAAAAAAAGAGAAGUCGAUGUUGUGGUAUU